This is a messenger RNA of Etheostoma spectabile (orangethroat darter), 5214 nucleotides long. RefSeq names its product BMP2 inducible kinase (gene bmp2k). The coding region runs from base 831 to 4394 and encodes 1187 amino acids. Gene Ontology annotation, molecular function: protein kinase activity; ATP binding. The transcript has 16 exons. Gene Ontology annotation, biological process: protein phosphorylation. Lineage: Eukaryota; Metazoa; Chordata; Actinopteri; Perciformes; Percidae. The record is from RefSeq and is a predicted model, not a curated record.
AUAACAAACCACCCACUUAUUUUGUAGCCUACCGUUGGGGAGUCACGAGAAGUUUAACGUAAGCGAAGCUCAACUGAAAAUGACACUGAGGUGAAUGGAGAUGACACAGGUGUACCUCACGAAAACGUCUUCGCAGGGAGGAAUACUAAAGCGAGCGUGUGAGGUUCUUGGCCGCCUACUUUGUUAGCCCACUUGGACUCGGGGUGGCUCGGCUUGUGGAGGAAUCGCUGUAGCUGCUAGCGAAGCACGUUAGCCGCUAAUUCCCGCAGCUAGUGAGCAAACUAACGUUAGCCUCUUCGCCCGAGUGAAGUGAACAAGUCGAGGUGUGUCAAGAUAACGGCGCCGGGGCUAAUUUUGGAAGGCUGGAUAUAUUCCCGGGAGGUGUUAUCGACACCGGUGCCAACUGCAUUGUUGCGCCGCUCCCCUGCCCUCUUCUCAUUGUUGGCGGAGCGUCCUUACUGCACACCGCUGAGUUUAUGCUAGCAACGGUUGCAGCCAGCUACAGCAAUGUGCCACAUUAGCUAACGAACAUAUAGUUUGUUUUUUGGACAAUCGUGAGUGGAUACUGUCACCGGUGCUAGUUUUUGGAAACCGACGUGGUUGUAUCAUACGACCGUGACGCCCGUAUAUUAACUGUACUUUCAUGUCGUAUCAUCCGACAUCUAAUAGUCCUUCCAGAAGAACAAGACGCGGAGCAUGCAGGAGAAGAAAAGACUACAUAUAAGUAGAUAGGGACGUUGGACACAACCGAGUUAAAUUGGACUGUGUGGUUAGUCGAGGAACGAAAUAGGGGUUGCAUUUGGUGGUCUGACUGACAGAGAAAGUAAAGGAUGAAGAAGUUUUCCAGAAUGCCAAAGUCCGAGAGCGGUGGGCUCGGAGGGGCGUCCGGCUCCAGCUCCGGAGUCAGCAGCUACUUCGGGAAAGUGUUUGCCGUCGGCCGCUAUCAAGUCACCGUGGAUGAGCUAAUUGCAGAGGGGGGCUUUUCUGUGGUGUUUCUGGCUCGUACGCACAGCGGUGUUCGCUGCGCUCUCAAAAGGAUGUAUGUCAACAACGUCCCAGACCUGAAUGUAUACAAGAGAGAGAUCACUAUCAUGAAGGAGCUGUCAGGCCAUAAAAACAUUGUCGGCUACCUGGAUUCUACAAUAAAUGCGGUGUCGGACAGUGUCUGGGAGGUCCUGAUCCUAAUGGAAUACUGUAAAGCAGGUCAGGUGGUGAAGCAGAUGAACCAGCGGCUGAAUGUGGGCUUCAGUGAGGCUGAGGUCCUCCACAUCUUCUGUGACACGUGUGAGGCGGUAGCCCGCCUGCACCAAUGCAAGACACCCAUCAUCCACAGAGACCUCAAAGUGGAAAACAUCCUGCUGAAUGACCAGGGAAAUUACGUGCUGUGUGACUUCGGCAGUUCCACUCACAAAAUUUUGCUGCCACAUAAAGAUGGAGUGACUGCCGUGGAGGACGAAAUUAAGAAGUACACAACCCUUUCAUAUCGAGCGCCAGAGAUGAUUAACUUGUACGCAGGGAAAGCCAUCACCACUAAGGCUGAUAUAUGGGCACUUGGAUGCUUGUUGUACAAGCUGUGUUUCUUCGCACUUCCAUUUGGGGAGAGUCAAGUUGCCAUAUGUGACGGAACCUUUAUUGUUCCAGAUAACUCCAAAUUCUCCUUCAAGCUGCACUGUUUAAUCAGAUAUAUGCUUGAACCAGACCAGGAGAUGAGACCAGACAUUUACCAAGUGUCCUACUUUGCCUUCAAAUUAGCUGGAAAAGACUGUCCAGUGCCAAAUCUCUUUAACUCUCCCAUCCCUACAUCGCUACCAGAGCCUCUAACCGCUAGUGAGGUCGCAGCUAGGAAAAGCAUGACAAAAGCCAGGAUAACUGACGCUGUGGGCCCGACAGAAACGUCAAUAGCUCCCCGACAAAGGCCUAAAGCGGCAAACAGUAACGUUCUACCCCUUGCCAACACUGUCACCCCUGUCAAGAUGACUGUGUCGUCAGCACCCGUCAGCAAUGGCCAGAAAGCUCCCACCCCUGGCUCUGGGCAGCCAUCCAUGCAGUCCCAGCCCAGCAGUCAGCAACACAGAGUCCUGCAGCAGCUCCAGCCUGGGGACCUGCGUCUACAGCAGCUUCAACAACAACAUCACCAUCAACAUCAACAACAACAACAACAACAACAACAACAACAACAACAACAAGCUGUGCAGCAACAACAUGCAAAUGCACAGCAACUCCAAUACAUCCAGUACCAACAGGCUGUGCAGCAGUCCCUCCAGCUUCAGCAGCAGCAGGCCCUCCUCCAGCAGCAACAGCAGCAGGCCCUCCUCCAGCAGCAACAGCAGCAGGCCCUCCUACAGCAGCGGCAGCAGCAGAUGAUGAUGCAGCCCAUGUACCAGCAGCAGGUCGCUCAGGCCCAGGUCCAGGCCCAGGCUCAGUACACAGCUAUGCUGCACCAGUACCAACAGGCUUUUGUCCAGCAGCAGCAACAGCAGCAGCAGCAGCAACAUCAUCAUCAACAUAAUCAACCUCCGCAGCAGCAGCACCCUGCUCAGCAGCCUCCCCCCUAUAUGUCAUCCCCUCUUGAGUUCCAGAUUCCGCUGGGUUCCUAUAAUGCGACCACGCCCUCUGCUGGAGCUGGGCAGAUGGGGGGACCGUCCCCUGUGGAUCCCUCAUACACUAACCCCAGAAACCCUAUGCUUGCUUCAGAUGGGAUCACGCCACCCUCCCACAGCUGUAGUAGUACAGUAACUAACCCCCCCGACAUGUCGCGCUGGAACCCUUUCGGAGAGGACAACUUCUCCAAGUUGACCGAGGAGGAGCUGAUUGACCGGGAGUUUGACAUGCUCAGAGCAAACAAGCCAUUGGAGAGAACAGCCAGCGUGGAAAAGGACCGACCGCAGCCUGCUUCCUCCACCAAGCCCCUGCUACCAGAGGACCUCUUCGGCUCAGUCCCGUUCGUGGCCAGCGCAGGUACCGAUGAGAUAAAGGCUGAGCAGACCAGUGAGGAAGUCAGCGUUCCCGCCCUCAUCCCAGCCACUGCAGAGGAUCUGCAGCCGGCGGUGCACAAGGAGCACAAGCUUGGCAAAAAGAGCAACUGCAGACCAGGUGAAGAUUCUGACAGCGACUUUGAGUCUGACCCACCUUCGCCAAAAAGCAGCGAGGACGAAGAGCUGGAGGAAGAAGAAGGCCUGAACAGUGAGCACAGUGAAGACACCGAGCCAGAGAAUUUAGGACAGAGGCCUCUGCUGAUGGACUCUGAGGAAGAAGGAGAGGAAGAUGAAGACAAGCACAGCUCUGACUCAGACUACGACCCCAGCAAGGUCAAGAGCCGCUCAAAGAAAGCUCUGGCCACCAAAGCAGCUUCGGCUGCCACCAAGAGGAGUCCUCAGAAGGAUUCGGCCAUGACUCUGAUCACCCCUCCUGAGUCUCCCAGCGGAGCGAGAGCUGCUCCAGCUGUGGGAUCUGUCGAUGUUUUUGGUGCUGUUCCCUUCCUCGGAGGAACCUCGCCUGUCGGGCCUUCAGAAAGCUCGGACAUCUUUGCCAAAGCGCCUUUCAGGCAAGUCAGCUAUGAGCAGCAAGCUACAGGCGAGUUUGAUGUUUUUACCAAAGCGCCAUUCAGCCGGAACCUCUCCAAGUCGGGCAAGAGUGGCAGUGAUGUUCCCAUGGGCCAAACACCGCCCAUUUCCCCUGAGGGCAUUGACAUUUUUGGCUUCUCUCCCUUUCAGCCGGGCCCCACAGCACACCCUCCCACCACUUCUAGAAGUGCAGAAGACAUCUUCCAGCCGUUUUUUGAGGAGUCAGCCAGCCCUCAGCAGCAGAGGCUCAAACAGCGCAGCCUCCAGAAGCUGUCGUCACGCCAGAGAAAAACCAAGCAGGAUGCCACAGCAGGCGGCAGCAAUGGCAAACGCCACCACAGUACGCCGACCGGCGGCCGCAAGACCAACAAGCCAACUUACCGCACACCUGAGCGAGUCCGCAGACACAAGAAGGUUGGCCGGAGAGACUCGCAGAGCAGCAACGAGUUCCUUAGCACCUCUGACUCUAAAGAGAACAUCAGUGUUGAUAUAACCAUGGCUGAAGGGAAAGACAAAGGCGCUUCUCUGCCGGUAGACGAGGCCCUUUUAGACCCGUUCGGAGCCAAACCUUUCCAUCCUCUCGAUGGGAGCCGGCACGGCCAGUAUCAAGGUCUCGCCGACGGCAAGAAUGAGUUGGGCACAGCUAAUGGCAAGUCCUGGACUGGCCCCCUACACGGUGGUCUUGGAACCAGCAGCAUGGAUGAUUUCGGGGCGGUGCCUUUCACAGAAUCGGUCAGCCACCGGGGACCUCAGCAGCAACAGCCGCCAACGGCCUCACAGCCGGUGGACCUCGACCCGUUUGGAGCUGCACCUUUUCCCACAAAGCAGUGACUUUUUUCUUGUCUUCCCACUCUGCCAGUUGCUGAUUAAUAACCCCUCAGUUUUAAAAAAAAUCUUCAACCAAUCAACGAGCUAACAAUGCCCUAACACUUUUUUUUUUUAAGAACAUUUUAAUACAUCUCUCUGUUUGAAUACCUAAAACCUAAAUCCUGUGGAGUGUGAGUGAUGUUUCCACAUAUCUUUUAGCUGUACCUGUUUGCUGAGAAGCCUUUUAUGCUGCAUCUUAACGCUUGUAAAGACAUUUGAACCAGAACGGAAAACUCACUCAAAUCGUACUGUGAUUAUAAGCUUGACCGCUUGACUCGCUGCAAAAAGCUCUUUACGGCUUGCCUUCUGAUCUACCAAUAUGUUUUUUUUUAGCACCACAAAGCCUUACCUGAGCUGGGCUCUGCCUUGCUGCACAGUACCUCGGAAACCACGACACGGUCGGCCCAGUUGGCCUUUCAUGUCCGUGGAAUCGUUCGGGAGUUAACCUUAACCACUUUGUUUUACCUUCUGAGAUCUUUCUCUAGUUCUUUCUCUUUACAUCAUUUCACAGUAGUCUUUACGCAACCGAUUGUGGCUGUGAUAUGUGUUGCAUUACACUUUGAAUACUAGAAGGGAUCAAAUUUGUUGUACUUCCUUUUAAAAGUUGUUAAUCAGGUAUGGUUUCAUUUUAGGCUCCGAACUGUUUUAACUUUUGUUUUUAACGGUAAGCGUCUAGGUAAGUAGUGUUAAUUUUGUACUGUAUUAAGUUUUAACUCAACACAUUCUGUUCGAAAUAAGAACAUAAACACAAAGCCAAAUUAGAUCACCAGAUUUUGACCGCCAU